AUGCCCGUCCCCAUAGUCAAUGGCACCCUGAGUUUCACGGUGUACGCUGGCACCGAGGAACUCAAAGACAAAGCCGUGCAAUUCUACACCGAAGUUAUUGGCCUUACUCCGUUAAAUAAGGGCAACGAUACCACCUUUGUCACCUCCAAGGGACUCACGGUGAGAGUCCAGGUCGACGCUAAUCGUGGGUUAACUCAAUCGCAAAUCGAAGAAAAGCGCCAGACUUUCCAAAAGGCUCUCCACGUCCACGACUGGCGGCUGAUGGAACUGCUGGUGGCGCUUGAAGUGGAACUGAUACUGAAAGUGCUCCAACGCCUCCACCAAGCCAAUAUCUCUCCCGUGCAACAAAGUCCUAACGAUUUGUACCCUAAUGAAGUCUACCUUUUAGAUCCUGUGGGCACGUUGGUGGGCGCGACGGCGCUGACCAACCCGAUCUCCUUGGUGUACCCUAUGGAGAAACAACCGGCUAGUUGCAGCCAGUCGAUGAAGCCACUGGCACUGGAAGCCAGUCUGCGGUCGGUAGCGACGCUGACGCCGAAAAGUAGCCACAACAUCGCCGUGAUGACCUCGGGUGGUGAUGCCCCGGGGAUGAACGCGUUUGUGCGGGCAGUGGUGCGUUCGGCGAUCUACAAGGGGCUGAAGCCGUUUGUCAUCUGUGAAGGUUAUGAAGGGUUAGUUAAAGGUGGACCUAAAUACAUCAAGCCGAUGCUGUGGUCUGAUGUCCGUGGAUACUUGACCAUUGGCGGUACCAUUAUCGGUACUGCGCGUAAUAAAGAGUUCCGUGAACGGGCUGGUCGGCUUGCCGGUUGUAAGAACUUGAUUGACGCCGGUAUUGAUGCCCUUAUCGUCUGUGGUGGUGACGGGUCGUUGACCGGGGCCGAUACUUUCCGCGCUGAAUGGCCGCUGUUGAUCGAAGAGCUUUACCAAAAGAAACAAAUCACUCAAGAACAAUACGAUAAGCACAAGCACUUGAACAUUUGUGGGGCCGUGGGGUCGAUUGAUAAUGACAUGGCGUUGACUGACGCUACCAUUGGUGCCUACUCCUCCCUCGACCGGAUCGUCCAGGCCAUCGACUACAUCGACGCCACCGCCAACUCUCACUCGCGGGCGUUUGUGAUUGAAGUCAUGGGUCGCCACUGUGGUUGGUUGGCGUUGAUGGCGGGUCUUGCCACCCUGGCCGACUACAUUUUGAUCCCAGAAAAGCCGUCGCUGCUGAGAGAAUGGCAGGACCAAAUGUGCGAUAUCGUCGGUGGCCACCGUCAACGUGGUAAGCGGAAGACCAUUGUCAUCGUAGCCGAAGGUGCCAUUGCCAACGACCUUACUCCUAUCACUUCAGAACAAGUUAAAGAUGUGUUGGUUAACCGUCUUGGCCUCGACACUAGAGUAACCACCUUAGGGCACGUGCAAAGAGGUGGUUCUGCCGUCGCCUUUGACCGUAUCUUGGCGACAUUACAAGGGGUGGAAGCCGUCAACACCGUCAUUGAGCUGACUCCGGACACUCCGUCGCCGAUGAUUGCCGUUCGCGAGAACCAAAUCAUCCGCCAGCCGUUAAUGGAAGCGGUGAAAAUUACCCAUCAAGUGGCCGAUGCUAUGGACAACAAGGACUUUGCCACCGCCAUGAGUUUGCGUGACUCUGAAUUCACCGAACAGCUCAACAACUUCAUCACCACCAACACUGCCGACCACUUGAAGCCGGCAUUGCCUGAAAGCAAGCGCAAGCGCAUUGCCAUCAUUAACGUCGGUGCUCCCGCUGGUGGUAUGAAUGCUGCCACCUAUGCCAUGGCUACCUACUGUAUGCAACGAGGCCACACCCCUUACGCUAUCCAUAACGGUUGGGGUGGUUUGGCUCGUCACGAGCUGGUUCGCCUGAUCAAAUGGUUGGAUAUUGACGGGUGGAUUCUGCAAGGGGGUUCGCAAAUCGGUACUAACCGUCAAACCCCCGCCGAAACCGAUAUUGGUAUGAUUGCCUAUUACUUCGAAAAGUACCAGUUUGAUGGACUCAUUCUCGUUGGUGGUUUUGAGGCGUACACCUCGUUGGAACAACUUGAAGAGCUGCGGUCGAUGUACCCUGCUUUCCGUAUCCCUAUGGUGUUGAUUCCCGCCACCAUCUCCAACAACGUCCCGGGUACCGAAUACUCGUUGGGGGCCGACACUUGUCUCAACUCGGUGAUGGAAUACUGUGACAUCAUCAAGCAAUCGGCAUCGGCAACCCGCGACCGCGCGUUCAUUUGUGAAGUUCAAGGUGGUAACUCCGGUUACAUUGCUACUUUCGCUCAAUUGAUCAGUGGUGCUCAAGCCCUGUACGUGCCCGAAGAAGGCAUUGAUUUGCGCCAGCUUGAAAUGGACAUCUCCAGUUUGCGAGAGCUGUUUGCCCUUGACAACAGCAAGACCCGCCUGGGUAAGCUUCUCAUCAAGAGUUCUAACGCAUCCAAGGUGUUGACCACUGAGGUUCUCACCGAAAUCAUGAUCCAAGAAUCGAACAACGCCUUUGACUGUAAGGCAGCAGUGCCUGGUCACGUCCAACAAGGUGGCACCCCCACUCCCAUUGACCGGACUAGAGCUUCGCGGUUUGCCAUUCGCGCGGUUCAAUUCAUUGAAGAACAAGCGGAAAACAUUCUGCCUUACCGGGAAACGUUGGAUAUCCCUGUUGACGAUGAAGUGGUGAUGAACACUGCCGCCGUGUUGGGGGUGAAGAAGCUGAAGCUUCAAUUCCUACUGGUGAGAUUCUUGUGGGAAUACGAGACGCAACGGUCAAAGAGAAUGCCCCGUAAGAUCCACUGGGCCAAGACAAGAGAGAUUGCUGACCAACUUGUGGGGAGAACUAAGCUCACUGUGAAAUCUUAG
Diutina rugosa is the source of this 2844-nucleotide messenger RNA. RefSeq names its product 6-phosphofructokinase subunit beta (gene PFK2). The record is from RefSeq and is a predicted model, not a curated record. NCBI's taxonomy places the organism in Eukaryota, Fungi, Ascomycota, Pichiomycetes, Serinales, Debaryomycetaceae. Gene Ontology annotation, biological process: canonical glycolysis; fructose 6-phosphate metabolic process; fructose 1,6-bisphosphate metabolic process. The transcript has a single exon. The coding region runs from base 1 to 2844 and encodes 947 amino acids. Gene Ontology annotation, cellular component: mitochondrion; cytoplasm; 6-phosphofructokinase complex. Gene Ontology annotation, molecular function: fructose-6-phosphate binding; ATP binding; 6-phosphofructokinase activity.